CCGUCGGGACACGUGGGUGGCAGAGACGUGCAGUUGUUGUAGUGGAAUCAGAAGGUGUUUUUUGGUCAAUAUGAGCGAGGAGAGUGGCAAGAGGAGGAGAAAGGCUCAAUACGUGGGCAGUGCCAAGCGGCACAGGGGGAGUAAGCAGCUGGAUGUGGGCAUGCAAGGUAUCCUUAUCACAUGCAACAUGAACGAGAGGAAGUGUGUAGGAGAAGCGUACAGUCUGCUCAAUGAGUAUGGGGAUCAGUUGUAUGGGCCAGAGAAGUUAUCUGAGAAGGAUGACGGAACAUCGGAAAGUGAGGAAGAUGCAGAGGAAGCUCUGAAAAAAGAAGUUAAUGAGAUUCGCUCUUCAAUAGAAAAAAACCUGCGCAGGUUCCAGUCAAUUGAGAGUGGAGCCAACAAUGUUGUUUUUAUCAGGACCCUCAAAAUAGAUCCUGAGAAGUUGGUGCAUCACAUUCUAAAAGAUAUUUACACAACCAAAAAAAAGAAGACGCGAGUCAUUCUCCGUAUGUUGCCGGUCUCUGGUACCUGUAAGGCUUUCCCUGAGGAUCUCAAGAAAUACGCAGAAACCUUCUUUGAGCCGUGGUUUAAAACUCCAAACAAGGGAACCUUCCAAAUUGUAUACAAAGCACGUAACAACAAUCACAUGAACAGGGAUGAAGUCAUCAAAGACCUGGCCGGAAUUGUUGGAAACCAGAAUCCUGAGAACAAAGUUGACCUGAGCAAUCCGGAAUACACCAUUGUAGUGGAAAUCAUUAAGAAUGUCUGCUGUCUGAGUGUUGUGAAGGACUAUAUGCUCUUCAGAAAGUACAAUCUGCAGGAAGUGGUGAAGAGCAGUGGUGCAGAACAGCCACAAAAGGAUCCAACAAAGGAUGAGAAGCCGCCAGAGGCUAAAAACGACAACGUGCCGCCAGAGGCUAAAAACGACAACGUGCCGCCAGAGGCUAAAAACGACAACGUGCCGCCAGAGGCUAAAAACGACAACGUGCCGCCAGAGGGUAAAAACGACAACGUGCCGCAAGAUGCUUCAAAGGACGAUGAGGCGCAAGAUGAUUCCAAGGAAAUAAAGGACAAGAAGCAGGAAGAUGCUAAGGAGGCUCCAGAUGUUGCAAGCGCAUAAAUGUUUAUAAAACCGUAGUAGUUUCUAGUGGUAAAAAAAGGUUCUCUGUCUGUGGAGUUGAAUUUGUGUUGUAUGCAGGGACCUCACAUUUAGUUAAUAUUAUUUGAUCUUUCAGUUCCUUAUUUGCCAGGAGCAGAGCUCCCAAUUUUUGAUGGAUUGGUUCAGUUUUUGGAACCUGUGUUCCUCCUUAUACUUUUUAUAUCCCCGUUUCACAAAGUGAAACCUGCAACUGCUGAAAUGCACCAGAAAUUCCCAGCUCCGCCUUCAUUCCAGUACUAGGUCACUCGGCUCCUCCCCCUGGACCGCUAGACCUCCGACCCGUAGUGAAACUUGUAAAUGUUGGGAGGUGAGCAGAGGUACCGCAGACAGUUGCAAAUAGUUAUCUAGAGAACAAAUGGUUCACACUCUGACGUGUCUUGAACUGUGAGUGUAUGGAUUUUUUUUUAUUAUUAAUAGUGGUUAAUUACAGUUCUAUGUAAUAUACAGAGCGGUAUUUGUCCUGGAUUACCGAUAAUCUACUUGAGAGAACAUCAUAGAAUUUUUGUGUUACAAUUUAUGAAAAGUUGUUUUGCUGUAUUAGAAAAGGAACGAUAUCUUCAGGAUUUUAGCUUAUCCUCUCUUAGAGAUAUUGUAGUGUAAAAAAAAAAAGUUAGAGCGUUUUAUUUUUAAACAAAUUACUUAUUUAGUCAAAAUCAUACUCUUGCUCCAGAUGAGGAUAACGUUAGUGAUUGGAGCAUAUGCAUGUAUGCUUAUGCCUGAUUGGCUCACAGCUGUAUCCUCAUCUGCAUUGGUACAGGAAUAAAACCUUGACAAAGAAUUUAACACCCUUUUGUGGAGCUGAAAUAUGUAGGAACAAAAAUCUGAAUUUUGGUCUAACAAAAUACUAGUGGUGAAAAACGGUAAAAAGGCAUUCAGAUAAGAGGCGGCCUUCUAGUUCUAAGAAAUUAGCAUAUGAACCUCCUGGCUUUGAACUAAGAAUACCAAGAGAACAAAGCAAAUUGGGGAUAAAAGUAAAUUGGAAAGUUGUUUAAAAUGACAUGCCCUAUCUGAAUCAUGAAAGUUUAUUUUGGACUUGACUGUCCCUUCAAUAUAACCCUUCUAUUAAGACGGCUAUGUAAAAAGGGAAACCUAACUCAAAAAUAAAACGCCCUAAUUUGUCCCCUACAAAGAGGUUAAACACAUUGCUGAAGUUGCACUUGAGAGCCUUAGCACAUUAAAGGUUUUCAGCCAAUUACAGACAUACUCGUAGCAAUUUGGUAGUUUCGUUGGCUGCCAAAUGCAGAAGAGAGGGUCCACUUGUGGCAUUCGGCUCUUUUCAGAGCCAAAUUUCUUCUUGUGAAACACUAAGAUCUAGAUUUGCAUAGACCUUAGUGUGUUUACCACAAUGUUUAUUACAGGGCUAAUUCUUGCUCGGUGUCUGCUCAGAUUAGAUCUUUCUUAUAGAGGAGAUAUAUACAUAUAUUACCGCCUUUAACCUUUUGAUGACGGGGUUAAUUUGUCUACAUCGGAACAAUGUAGUUUUAUAAUUUUUAUUAUUUAAUUAUGUAGUGUUCUUUGUUUUAAUGUAAACCUGUUAGAUAUCUAUCUAUCGGGUUGACAAAUCUGUUUAAAAUUUAGGAGCCAGUAAGAAUAUUUAGGAGCCAGACAGUAAUAUAUAUAUAUAUAUAUAUAUAUAUAUAUAUAUAUAUAUAUACAUACAUAUGCUCUACGACCCCUUGCAAAUUUAAAUGUUUUCAGGCUAUUUUUUUCUUUAGUUAAAUUGGUUGGACAAACAUUUUAAAAAAACCUUCAUAUAGCCAGUUUUGAAAUCUAUAUUACAAAUUUUUUUUUCUAUUUAUGGGUCUGAAUGGAUAACGUAUACUCUUCCCUUUUUUAUAUUUACAAUAUUGUUUUCAGAACAGCUAGUUCUUUAGAUAACUGGUACUUUGAAUGCAUAAUCUGCAAAGUAGAUUUAUUUUGAGGAAAAUGUUUGUUUUUGUCUGUUAUCCUUUUAAAUAAACAUUUUUAUUCAAUGUU
Molecule: messenger RNA, 3136 nt
Organism: Bombina bombina (fire-bellied toad)
Lineage: Eukaryota; Metazoa; Chordata; Amphibia; Anura; Bombinatoridae
Gene: THUMPD1
Product: THUMP domain containing 1
Exons: 4
Coding region: 71-1120 (349 amino acids)
Biological process (GO): tRNA modification
Molecular function (GO): RNA binding
Source: RefSeq, a predicted model, not a curated record